Molecule: messenger RNA, 1354 nt
Organism: Drosophila obscura
Lineage: Eukaryota; Metazoa; Arthropoda; Insecta; Diptera; Drosophilidae
Product: reticulon-4-interacting protein 1 homolog, mitochondrial
Exons: 4
Coding region: 57-1292 (411 amino acids)
Cellular component (GO): mitochondrion
Molecular function (GO): oxidoreductase activity
Source: RefSeq, a predicted model, not a curated record
CUGGUAUUUUUCGGAAACGUUAAUUUUAUUCUUAGCUCCUGGCAAUUGCUGUCAAUAUGCAGUCUACUGGAUGUAAUGGCGUCCUCUGGCUGCGGCAAUGCGUCCUGCAUGCCAGGCGACAGUACGCCGCCAGUGCAAACGUAACUGCCACCGGCAACAGGACAAAAGGAGAACAUUUGCCGCCAGCGACGCCAACGAAAUCCCUCGAGAAGAUGCGUGGAUGGCAGCUGCACAGCUACGGCGAUAUCGAUGAGCUGCUGCUGUCCGACAAACUCAAGAUACCCCAGAUACGGAGAUCCAAUGAAUGCCUGGUGCGUUUGCGGACGACGGCUGUGAAUCCCAUCGAUCUUGCCAUGCUCCGUGGCUAUGGAGCCACAGUGCUGAACAAACUACGCUGCCAGCCGGGCGAUGGCAUCGAGUUUCCGCUCACAUUGGGCCGCGAAUUCUGUGGCGAACUGGUGCAGAAGGGCAUGGGCGUGACAUCCGAUGCACUCAAGCUGGGAGCGCGUGUAUGGGGCGUGGUGCCGGUGCAGGCCAGUCCUGGUGCUCAUGCUGAGUAUGUGGCUGUCCCAUCGUACUGUCUGUCGCCGGCGCCCAAACAGCUAGACGAUAGCGAGGCAGCCAGCGUGCUGUAUGCGGGUCUGACCGCCUGGUCGGGACUCUACAUAACUGGCGGUCUGGGUGGUGCGUGUGGUGCCACCACAGCGGCUGGUGGUGGCGCGCAUAAGCGCAUACUGGUCUUGGGCGGCUCCGGUGGUGUUGGCACCCUGGCCAUACAAAUACUCAAGUCGCAGGGCGCUCAAGUGCUCGCCACCUGCAGUGAGAAUGCCGUGGAAAUGGUGCGCUGCCUGGGCGCCGAUUUCGUUGUGGACUACAAGAACAGCGAGGCCAUGGACGAGCUGUGCAAGUUUGCGCCCUACGACAUUGUCUUGGACUGUGCCGGACAUGGGGGAGCGCAUGCAGCGGAAUUGAAAUUUGAUUACCGGCAGUACAUUACCUUCUCCUCGCCACUGCUGGCCAACAUUGAUCAGCAGGGCCUAGGCCUGGGUGCAAUCAAGAAUGUGGUGGACUUGGUGCAGACCAAUGUGAAAUCCCUCACGCAGCGCGGUGGACUGGUCAAGUGGGGCUUCUUCAAUCCUGCUCCGCAUGGCAUUGCAUUCUUGGAGCAGCUGGUGCGGCAGCGAAAGUUGAUGCCACUAAUUGACAGCACAUUCGGCUUUGAGGAAAUGCCAAAGGCCUUUGAGCGCAUGAAGUGCGGACAUUUGCGGGGCAAGAUUGUGGUGAAGCUUUGAGGCGUGGCAACAUGCGAUUGACUGAUUGUUAUUGCUGUUUCAUUAAACAUUUUUUCUGUUAG